AUGUCGGCCUCCGAAGACCUCGAAACAGACAUCAAUCAAGGACCAAGAAUUCUGAUUGCGACGGCGAUCACAACGGCCGCCGCGCUGUUCACCGUUCUCGCCCGAUUCUAUGUUCGCAUAUUCAUCAUUCGGAACCUCGGAUGGGAUGACUAUAUCAUGGGCUUGACAAUGCUGUUGUCAGCAUGCGGAUUUGCCCUUAUAGUCCCGGAAGUGAAAUAUGGCGCAGGGAGGCAUAUCUCCUUUGUUGGAGAAUCCGCGAAAACGGCCAUGCAUCUGAACUUCGCUACCCAGGGAAUUUACCUUUUCGCGAUCGGCACAGUCAAGAUAUCGAUCGGUUUGUUUCUGCUUCGCUUUGCAGCAAGAAAAGGGUACAAGAUCUUCAUCUGGGCUGUGAUUGUGCUCAUGGCACUAUAUACUACAAUCUGCUUCUUGACUCUGGUCUUCCAGUGCAAGGAUAUCAGAAGCAAUUGGGACAACAAUGUGAAGUCAGAAUGCUUUGCGCCGAAGCAACUUCUGAUAUUGAGUUAUACCAACACUGCACUUAACAUUCUUACCGAUCUCAUUUUCGCUGCUCUCCCCAUACUCAUGCUACGACAUCUUCAGGUGAAUCGUCGGGUAAAGGCAUCUUUGAUAUGCAUCUUGGGUCUGGGGGUUUUUGCCUGUGCUGCCGCAUUUGUCAAACUAUCUAUUCUCCCAAGCUACGGCCGCACCGGUGACUUCCUCUGGGACUAUACAAACCUCACGAUCUGGGUUGUCACGGAGUGCAACACAGGUAUCAUCGCUGGCAGUCUUCCAACGCUUAAGCCACUCUUCAAAAAAGUGCUCGGAACAUACGGCUCGCCGUCCAAAACCACCAGAGAAUAUUACAACAGCAAGCAGUACAGACUCCGCUCGAUGUCGAGAUCGCGUGGCACUGCUCUACACUCCCAUGGACACCAAAGUGGUAAUCUCAGUGUGAUUGAGCACCAAGUUAUGAAACGCCCGGCAUCUGAGAUUACAUCAACGGCGAACUCGCCUACAUACGCUGCAAGUGGAGGUAGCAACUCCAGCGAAGAGCGCAUUUUACCAAUUCAGGGAGAAGGCAUAGUCUGUACGACCGAGGUUAUGGUUUCUCAUUCUCAAGACCUCCCACAAAUCCCCCUAGUCCUCAUGUUCCCACUUUGG
This is a messenger RNA of Penicillium brevicompactum, 1164 nucleotides long. RefSeq lists its product as uncharacterized. The record is from RefSeq and is a predicted model, not a curated record. The transcript is spliced from 5 exons. The annotation marks the transcript as partial. NCBI's taxonomy places the organism in Eukaryota, Fungi, Ascomycota, Eurotiomycetes, Eurotiales, Aspergillaceae.